This is a messenger RNA of Aaosphaeria arxii CBS 175.79, 4453 nucleotides long. Its product is annotated as dicer-like protein 2. Gene Ontology annotation, molecular function: RNA binding; ATP binding; ribonuclease III activity. Gene Ontology annotation, cellular component: RISC complex; cytoplasm; nucleus. The record is from RefSeq and is a predicted model, not a curated record. The transcript has 6 exons. NCBI's taxonomy places the organism in Eukaryota, Fungi, Ascomycota, Dothideomycetes, Pleosporales. Gene Ontology annotation, biological process: siRNA processing. Bases 57 to 4373 code for a protein of 1438 amino acids.
GGCGAGAGGAAAUUUGGAAGUUUAUCAUACUAUGAUAUCUUAUCUUUUCGAUUACCAUGGAAUCCGAUCUAAACAACCUUGGAGAUACCGCCGGUGAUGGCGUCACAGUCGAAGCCGGAUUUCGAGAUGAGACUUUCCGUCUCCGCUCCUAUCAGGCUGAGAUGGUGAAGGAAAGCUUGAAGGCCAACAUUAUAGUUGCGAUGGAUACAGGCGCCGGCAAAACUCAUAUAGCGUUAGCGCGUACAGCUGCUGAGUUGGAACUGUGUAAGCCCGAGCAGCUGGUUUGGUUUUUGGCACCUACAGUCACUCUGUGUGAACAACAAUUUGAAGUGUUCAAAGUCAACUUACCACAAUACAAUAUCCAGAUUCUCUCUGGCAAGGACAAUGUAGAUCGCUGGACUGAUCAAAGCACCUGGGACGAUGUUCUGAGAAAUGUUCGAGUGGUCAUUUCGACGCAUCAAGUACUUUGUGAUGCACUCACUCACGCUUUUGUCAGAAUGGAAAAGCUCGCAUUGAUCAUCUUUGACGAAGCUCAUCAUUGUACCUCAAAUCACCCUGCCAACCGCAUUAUGGCAGACUUCUAUAUUCCACGUGUGGGUAUAGAUAGAUCUGUCCUCCCAAAGAUUUUGGGAUUGAGCGCUAGUCCAGUGAUGAAAGCCAGAGCAACCAAAAAUGACCUUCAGGAACUUGAAAGAAACAUGAAUGCGACUGCAAAGACGCCGAAGCUCCACCGCUCGGAACUGAUUCGGUUUGUCUACCAACCUCAGAUUCAAAACAUCAUCUAUCCGUUGGUCGACCUAGCAUACACCCAGUCUCCGCUUCUCGACUCAUUGUUCAAUGCGUUUCUGUCAUACGACAUUAUGACCGAUCCAUAUGUCUUGGACCUUCUCCAGCAGCACCACAGUGGCUAUGACCGCUCGAAACAGUUGGAGAAGGUGUCUAUCGGCAGAGACACAUACUGCACGCAACAGCUCAAAGGCUUAGCGGAAAAAGGUAAAGCUAUGCAAGACGAACUUGGACUGUCACCCACGAAUUGGUAUCUUGAUAAGUGCCUUUCGCGAUUCUUCGAGGCUGUUCAGACCUCAGACGACCAAUUGUUCCACGCAAGAGAGAGUGAGAGACAGCAUUUGACGAAAAUACUGACAAACAUCCAGCACACAUUCCCUGCUAAGUCCAGUGCCGUUGCACCAGAUGGCCUAUCACCCAAAGUCGAAGCUCUGAUAAACUUACUUGAAGCUGAGGCAGGUGAUGGAUUCACGGGUCUCGUCUUCGUAGAACAACGUGUCUGGGUUGCAACUCUAGCUGAAACGCUUUCCAAUCAUCCUCGCAUCAAGGACUCCUUCAACAUCAGUACCUUCACGGGAACGUCCACGUCCACGAGACGAAAGAAGAACAUAGCAGAUCUCGUCGAGUCUCGAAACCAGAAGAAUACUCUCGAUGAGUUCCGGAAUGGAGCGAAAAAUCUCAUCCUCGCCACUAGUGUGCUUGAAGAAGGGAUUGACGUCUCUAGUUGCAAUCUUGUGAUAUGCUUCGAGAGUCCGAAGAACCUCAAGUCUUUCGUUCAACGUCGGGGCCGGGCAAGGAAAAGUCGAUCGAAGUACAUCAUCUUCACUCCAGCAACUAGUACUAAACGAUCCCCUAGAUCAUGGGAAGAACUAGAAGAAGAGAUGAGAAGAGCAUAUCUGGAAGAUAGAAGAGAAAUCGAACAAGCGGAGGCAAAGGAAAUGCUUGAAGAAGAUUGCCCAUUCCGCUACAAGGUUCCUAGUACUGGCGCCCUUCUCACAGGCGACAAUGCAUCCCAACAUCUCCAUCACUUCUGCGCGGUUGUUGCUGCAGGACCUUUUGUGGACUCGAGGCCCCAAUUUGAAUUCCACGAAUCUACAGUAGGCACCAUUACGGCAACAGUCACACUACCCAUUUCCAUAGAAUCUUCUUUGCGAAAAGCACACAGCGAAAAAUCAUGGGUAACGGAGCGCGCAGCCAAAAAGGAUGUUUCCUUCCAAGCCUAUGUAGCUUUACACAAGGCAGGUUUGGUCAAUGAUAAUCUCCUCCCAGCCCACUCAGUGGAAGUUGAGGAGACUGCUGAGUUUGAUCAAAGAUCAUCCUUGAUCCAGAUAGGACCUCCUUUUGAUCCUUGGAUUCCGCUAGCCGAGUGCCAGGCACAGGAACCGCAUACUUAUGAUCGAGUGCUGAUAAUGUUGGAAACCACAGGCGAGCAGCCUGUUUAUAUGACCCUAUCAACAGCAUGCUUGCUGCCAGUGAUCCCCGAUUUCCCACUGUACUGGAACUCGACGAAGUAUUACAAAGUCACGACUACUCCUUUGCCAAGGUCUACGUACAAUCAGGACAUGAUUCGGGUUAUGAGAAGAGUGACCAGGGAACUACUCUACUCCGUGUUCCAGAGAAGAAUGCCAGACGAGAGAUAUGACUUCCUCUGGCUUCUGGCACCUUGCGACGCGGAUGGACUGGCAUGGAACCUUCCGAAGCUUCAACUAUGGCUUGAACAUAUCACCGGGUCACAGAGUGCGAUCCACAUGACUGAUAAGGUAGCAUCUGAGUGGGGAUGGAUAUCAGUUGAGGGGGAUCCGCGAAACUGGAUGCUUGCUGAGAGGUCGAGAGCAACAGCUGAGACAGGGGCAGGUCAGUUACAGCUUAUCAGAGCACCCAAACGACGAGACUUUCUGCAUCCAGUGUACCAAGCUGUGGCACAGAACAGCGCAUACACCAGAAUCGAACUUGCAAACACUCAAAGCUGUACUGUGAGAAAAGUGCCACUUUCCUUCUCCAUAUUUGCCCUGUUCCUACCGUCCAUCUUAUCAAAAACGGAAAAUUACAUGAUAGCAGAGCGCCUCUGCAAAGAUAUCAUGAGGCCUCUUUCUUUUACGGCCGGAAACCUUCCAUUGAUCGUCCAAGCGAUCAAAUCGACCUCCACUGGGGAGGAAGAGAAUUAUGAGAGAUUAGAGUUCCUAGGAGACUGCUUACUCAAAUUGAUUGCCACUCUUCACGUAAUGGCCGUACACCCGACCUGGCCAGAGCAAUUCUUGACCAGCAAGAAGGAAAAGAUUGUCAACAAUAAGUUCCUCACUAAAGUCAACAUGGCGUCUUCGUUGUACAGAUUCAUCAUCAGGAAGCGCUUCACAGGGUCGAAAUGGGCGCCACGAUACGUGAACGACAUAUUGGACCGAUCUCACCCGCCCCAAUCGACACAGUGCUCUUCCAAAGUCCUUGCUGACGUCGUCGAAUCUCUCAUCGGCACAUCCUACGUCCUAGGAGGUCUUUCAGCCGCCGUCCAGUGCACACAAACCAUCAUCCACCAAGAACCAUGGACGACCGUCCCUGAAGCCAACACCGCCCUCUACAACGCCGCCCCAUCAGACACCAUCCCGCAAGACAUCACGGCCCUCGAAACCCUCACCGGCCACACCUUUAGCAAGCCGUACCUCCUCCUCGAAUCCCUAACCCACGGCUCCUACACCGGCCCCAUAACCACCAUCCGGUCCUACGAGCGCCUCGAGUUCCUCGGCGACGCCAUCCUCGACUACAUCGUGUCCCGCCGCCUCUUCGCCCACCACCCGCCACUCCCCCAUCACACCAUGCACUCCAUCCGCACAAGCCUCGUCAACGCCUCUAUACUCACCUUCCUCAUGUUCGAAAACACGAUCCCGGCGCCCCCGAUAACCAACAAAACGACCUUUCAGCCCGAGGAACCCACCCCUAGAGCCUUACACCACUACCUCCGCCACGGGUCCCAACAGCUGGUCGCCUGCCGCGACGAGGCGCUCGCCCAGCACGACCGCACGCGCGGACGCAUCCUCGCGGCGCUGGAAUGCGACGACAGGUAUCCGUGGCACUUGCUCGUGCUGAACGACGCACCGAAGUUCCUGAGCGACAUUGUGGAGAGUAUCCUUGGGGCGGUGUGGGUAGAUAGUCAGGGGGAUGUUGAGGCUUGUGAGGGGUUGCUGGGGAGGUUUGGGGUUGUGGGGUUGAUGGAGAGGAUUCUGAGGGAUGGGGUCGAUUGUUUGCAUCCGAAGGAGAGGUUGGGGAUUUUGGCGAGGGAGAAGGAGGUUAGGUAUGUUAGUGUAGGUGCUGGGGAUGGGGAUGGGGAUGGAGUAGGCGGAAAGAAGGGCUUCACGAGAGUGCAGGUUCAGGUCGGGGGCGAGGAUGUGGGAGGGGUGGUGGAGGGGGUGAAGAAGCUCAAUGCUGAGACGAUUGCGGCGUGGGGGGCGUGUAAGAUUCUGGAAGAGGAGAUGGAGAAUACCAUGGACACCGAUAGUACAGGAGAUGUGUCUGUUGAAACUCGGCAGCAUGAUAGAGAAGGGGAAGGCAGCGAGGAAGAUGAGAGUGAAGACGAUUGGCAUGAUGCCGUUGAGUAAAGAGGGGUGUUCAAGACGCCACGAGAGAGAGUGUGUGGUGAUGUGAGAUGAGAUACCGAAGAUGCAAAAUUGAAAGAAAG